CUCCCUCGUCGUCUGUCUCUCUCCUUGCAUUCUCUGCGCACCUCGACGCACGCUUGGAGCACCUCACGUCUGCCUACUUCGCCUCUUCGCAUCGCCCUCGCACUUGUCCCCAAGCACCGAGCUUCUGUUCUCUUCCGCCAUGUCGUCGCCCAAGCCCGAUGAGGUGGCCAUGGAUGUUGCCGCCGACGAGGCAGUCGAGGGCAGCGCCGCAGGCACCGCCAAGAAGGGCAAGCUGGUGCGGCCGCGCGGCAAGCGUGGCGGUGCCAAGAACCGCAAAGCAGGCGCAGUCGACGUCGAGGCCGCGGCCAAGAAGGCCUCCAAGUCCGCCUCCUCCGAGGGACGUAGCAUGGGCGCACUGGCCAUUGCGCGCUACCAUGCGCUGGAGAAGGAGGCACAUGCAUCCGCCACGACUGCCGCUCGGCGCGCCGAGAUCGCAGCGGAGCAGGAGGCGCUGGGUGGGCUGAAGGCAUACCAGGAUGCCAGCAUCCGCGGCGGCGAUAAGCAGAAGGGCGGCGAGACGGGGAAAUGGCUCGCCGAGACGCUGGCCAAGGUGCGCGGCACCGAGGAGUGCCGCAUUCUCGACGUCGGCGCCAUCGCCGGCACUGCGUACGCCAAGUUCCCCUGGGUCUCCGACACGCCCAUCGACCUCAACCCACGUUCCGCACGCGUGAUCCGCGCCGACUUCUUCCAGUUCCCGGCGCCCGACAUGGACGAGGAGCAGGCGCUGCAGGCCGAGCAGGCCUUCCUGCUCAAGCAUGCAGAGAAGGAAGAGGAGGAGGAGAGGGAAGAGAUGGAGAUGGAGGGAAGAUGGAGAGGCAAGUAUGAUGUGGUGGCGCUGAGUCUGGUGGUCAACUUUGUCGGCGACCUGCGGGAACGCGGUCGCAUGCUCCUGCACGCGCAUUCCUACCUCAAGCCCUCCGGUCGCCUCUAUCUCGUCCUUCCUCGCGCAUGCGUCUCCAACUCGCGCUACCUGACGCACGAGCGGCUCACCGCCAUCCUCGGCUCGUGCGGCUGGGACGUGGAGCGGCAAGACGACAGCAAGCGCCUGACGCGCUGGCUGUGCACGCGCAAGGAGCGGGUGCUGAAGAGCUUGAAGAAGGGAAAGGAGUGGGAUGGCAAGGUGUGGAAGAAGGAGGAGGUGCAUCAGGGCAAGGCACUGAAUGUGAGUUGGAGAGGCCGAGAGACGUCCUGUGAGGCGUUGCUGCGCUGGCACAGUCGCCCGGGCAUGUCAUACGCACGUGAGGCUCAUUCGCUGACGCAUCACAUCGCCUCUCUCGCCUCCUGCCUCUCCGCUGCCGCGCAUGCGCUACUAGAACUUCGCCAUCCUCGUCGGCGGCACCUCGAGCUGAGAGCGGCAGCUGGGAGCUGGCAGAUGGGACGGAGCGGGUGAGAGAGGUCCGCGCCACGUGCCUUCUCUGUGGGUUCGAGACGAGGGAGCGAGAAGAGGAGUGGAGAGUCAGGGCGUCGCACAUGAGAGCGCUCCCAAUGGCCUCUUGCUGCUACGUCCACAGCGGGCAAGGAGGGAGCCCAAUGUCAUUGGAUCAUCCAUCGCGCCCAGCCUGUGCCCUCGACACUCUGGCCUCAGGCGGCAGAUAAGCCAGCCCGAGCGUGUCCAGGAUCAUCUCCUCGUCUGCCUCCGCACAGAGACGCCGCCAAGAUGGAUGGUACAGAUCCUCGCGUGGCUUGUCCUGCUUCGCCAUCAGCUCUGCUUGCGGCGGGGUGGUGCCACUGGCUGAUGGCGGAUCUUGCGACGAGGAAGCGUCGGACGGAGAAUCGAGGCCGAGUCCGCUGUCAAAGUCUGGUGGCAAGCCCAUGGCGCGAUUCCGCUCGCGUCGAGCUUCGAGCGCUGC
Molecule: messenger RNA, 1850 nt
Organism: Tilletiopsis washingtonensis
Lineage: Eukaryota; Fungi; Basidiomycota; Exobasidiomycetes; Entylomatales
Exons: 4
Coding region: 140-1390 (416 amino acids)
Cellular component (GO): nucleolus
Molecular function (GO): rRNA (adenine) methyltransferase activity
Source: RefSeq, a predicted model, not a curated record